UGGGCAACAUAAUUUUUAUUCGGCCGAAUACCAACAGUUUUCUUAGUUUUUCUAUUAAUCCGAACGAAAAGUAGCAUACAUCUGAGCGUUUUCGCUCGUCUAAAAUAACUUUAGAAGGAGUCUUCUUUCGCAUAAUACAAAAUACCUAAAAAAACAUAAAAAAAUACAACAAAAAAACGAGAAAACAUGAGAAACCAGUUCUUUUUGAGCACCUUUAACAAAUAACAUACUUUAAACAAUCGACGAAAUUCUAACAAUAAUCAAAUACAUGAAUACAAUGUUACCUAAUUUUAAGUGAACAAAGUGCAAUCUAGAGCAAGGGUUUGAAGCCAAACAACCAACGUUAACAUGCAAAGUAACAGUGCAAAAGAUGAUUCGGAUGAAAUGGAAAUAAUACCAUCCGAACACAAUGGUACAGUUCUCGAAACCAAAAAUGAAGACUCAGGGGAUAUCCACAGGGCGGAGGAGAACCAGAAGUCCAGCAUCGACCCAAAUCUAUAUCUGUACGACGAUGACUUGGAGACCAGGCCCCAUAUAUCAACGUUCAUUUCAUCAAUUGCCAAUUAUGAGAACACGAUACCAGCGGCCACCGAUCCCGAUGCAAAGCCGGCAGCUCCAUCGGCUCGAAUGGGUACCCUAAUUGGAGUGUUCUUGCCAUGCAUUCAAAACAUCUUUGGUGUCAUAUUGUUCAUUCGGUUAACAUGGGUUGUUGGAACGGCUGGCGCCGUGUGUGGAUUCUUGAUUGUUCUGACCUGCUGCUGUGUGACAAUGCUAACCGCGAUCUCGAUGUCGGCCAUUGCAACGAACGGGGUGGUUCCGGCGGGCGGGAGUUACUUCAUGAUAUCACGAUCCCUGGGCCCUGAAUUCGGUGGAGCGGUGGGAAUGUUGUUCUAUACGGGCACCACACUAGCAGCGGCGAUGUACAUCGUUGGUGCCGUGGAAAUCGUAUUGACAUACAUGGCGCCGUGGGCAUCGAUAUUUGGGGACUUCACCAAGGAUGCUGACGCGAUGUACAACAAUUUCAGAGUCUACGGCACUUUGCUGCUCAUCUUUAUGGGUCUCAUUGUGUUCCUGGGGGUGAAGUUCGUCAAUAAGUUCGCGACGGUAGCCCUGGCCUGCGUCAUCCUUUCGAUAAUAGCGGUCUAUGUGGGAAUAUUUGACAAUAUCCAUGGCAACGAAAAGCUAUACAUGUGUGUUCUGGGAAAACGACUCUUGAAGGACAUCCCGCUCGAGAAUUGCACAAAGGAAGACUCCUUCUUACGCGACAUAUACUGCCCAGAUGGGAAAUGCGAGGAAUACUACCUGGCCAACAACGUGACCAAAGUCAAGGGCAUCAAGGGGUUGGCCAGCGGAGUGUUCUACGACAACAUCUUCCCUUCGUUCUUGGAGAAGGGCCAGUUCAUAUCCUACGGCAAGAAUGCAAUCGACAUUGAGAACACCAGUGGAGAGUCAUACAACCAAAUCAUGGCCGACAUUACCACGUCGUUUACCCUUCUUAUCGGCAUCUUCUUCCCAUCGGUCACAGGCAUCAUGGCUGGCUCCAAUCGGUCGGGCGAUUUGGCUGAUGCCCAGAAGAGCAUACCCAUCGGAACGAUAUGUGCCAUUCUAACAACCAGCACUGUCUACUUGUCCAGCGUUAUGUUCUUUGCCGGCACAGUGGACAAUCUCCUGCUGAGGGACAAAUUCGGUCAGUCUAUUGGUGGCAAACUGGUAGUAGCCAACAUUGCCUGGCCAAAUCAGUGGGUCAUUCUGAUUGGCUCCUUCCUCUCCACCUUGGGCGCUGGUCUGCAGAGUUUAACUGGAGCACCUCGCCUGCUGCAGGCGAUUGCCAGGGAUGAGAUCAUCCCCUUCCUGGCUCCGUUUGCCAAGUCCUCGAAGCGUGGCGAACCCACCCGUGCACUGCUCCUGACCAUCGUCAUUUGCCAGUGCGGCAUCCUGUUGGGCAACGUGGACUUGCUGGCUCCUCUGCUCUCCAUGUUCUUCCUCAUGUGCUACGGCUUUGUCAACCUGGCCUGCGCCGUGCAAACCCUGCUGAGGACUCCCAACUGGAGACCACGCUUCAAGUUCUACCACUGGAGCUUGUCGCUGAUCGGCCUGACCCUGUGCAUAUCAGUCAUGAUCAUGACUUCCUGGUAUUUCGCACUGAUUGCUAUGGGAAUGGCCAUCAUCAUCUACAAAUACAUCGAGUACCGAGGUGCUGAGAAGGAGUGGGGUGAUGGCAUUCGUGGAAUGGCCCUUACCGCCGCCAGGUACUCGCUCCUCCGCCUGGAGGAAGGCCCACCGCAUACGAAAAAUUGGCGUCCCCAAAUUUUGGUGCUUUCGAAGCUCAACGACAACCUCUUGCCAAAGUACAGGAAGAUAUUCUCCUUUGCCACACAGCUGAAAGCUGGCAAGGGAUUGACGAUUUGUGUGUCUGUGAUAAAGGGCGACCACACCAAGAUCACCAACAAAGCCGUGGAUGCGAAGGCCACGCUGCGCAAGUACAUGACCGACGAGAAGGUGAAGGGCUUCUGCGAUGUCCUGGUUUCCCAGCAGAUUGGUGAAGGCCUCAGCUCAGUCAUCCAAACCAUCGGACUGGGGGGCAUGAAGCCCAACACAGUCAUCAUCGGAUGGCCGUACAGCUGGCGUCAGGAGGGCAGGAACAGCUGGAAGACCUUCAUCCAAACGGUCCGCACUGUUGCCGCCUGCCACAUGGCCCUCAUGGUGCCCAAGGGCAUCAACUUCUACCCAGAAUCAAACCACAAAAUCGGUGGCAACAUUGAUAUCUGGUGGAUUGUCCACGACGGUGGUCUGCUCAUGUUGCUGCCCUUCCUGCUGAAGCAACACCGCACCUGGCGCAAUUGCAAGCUAAGGAUCUUCACAGUUGCUCAAAUCGAGGACAACUCGAUUCAAAUGAAGAAGGAUCUGAAGACAUUCCUCUACCAUCUUCGAAUCGAGGCCGAUGUUGAAGUUGUUGAGAUGAACAACAGCGAUAUUUCCGCUUAUACCUACGAGCGGACCCUGAUGAUGGAACAGCGUAAUCAGAUGCUGAGAGCAUUAGGUUUAAAUAAGAAAGAAAACUCCAAAGUGGUUCAGACUAUAAUGGACUUUAAGGAAACACCCAGUGAUAAUAAAAUGUCUUUGGUUCAAACAAUUGUAGACCACCAUUAUGACGCCACCAAAACGGCGUCUAAAGUUCGCUUCGCCGAUCCAACUAUAGAAGAAACACAGCAUCACGAUUCUCAAAACGACGAGAAACGUAACUCAAUUGAUUUGGAUGGUCCCGAGAAUGCGGACACACCCGAAACUACGUCUAACAAGGAUGAAUCGACAGAGAAAGCCGACGGAGACUUCAAGUCCAGUGUGAAACCGGACGAGUUCAACGUUCGUCGCAUGCACACAGCAAUAAAACUAAACGAGGUUAUUGUAGAAAAGUCCCAGGACGCCCAGUUGGUCAUAAUGAAUCUACCUGGACCACCUAGGGAAGUGAGAGCGGAGCGUGAAAGCAAUUAUAUGGAAUUUCUGGAGGUAUUAACAGAGGGCCUUGAAAAAGUGUUAAUGGUUCGUGGAGGAGGCCGAGAAGUUAUAACAAUUUACUCUUAAGAGCAUUAAUCGCUCAGUUUUAUAAGAGUUCGCAACACUAGACAAGUUUAAGAAUCAAUCAAAUUUUUAAAGAAGGUUAUUAAUUUGUUAUAUUCAAUCAUAUGUCCAAAUAUUUUAUUUUUACGUAAAUAAAAUAUCGAAAAAUUGUAACAAUAAGAA
This is a messenger RNA of Drosophila yakuba, 3741 nucleotides long. RefSeq names its product solute carrier family 12 member 6 (gene kcc). Lineage: Eukaryota; Metazoa; Arthropoda; Insecta; Diptera; Drosophilidae. Gene Ontology annotation, cellular component: membrane. The record is from RefSeq and is a predicted model, not a curated record. The transcript has 22 exons. The coding region runs from base 349 to 3582 and encodes 1077 amino acids. Gene Ontology annotation, molecular function: potassium:chloride symporter activity. Gene Ontology annotation, biological process: potassium ion homeostasis; potassium ion import across plasma membrane; chloride transmembrane transport.